AUGGUUGAUACAACUACACAUGCUAUUAUUGAAGAAUAUCAACCAAAUAAAACAUCAACUAUUCAUUUAACUGAUGAAGAAAUAACAAAAACUAAUAAUGGUGAAUGGAGAUUAUUGGAAGAAUUAAUUGAAAAGAAAAAUGAACAAGAAUCUCGUAUUAAUGAUACAAAUAUUGUUCAACCACCAUUAUUUGCUAUACAAGUUGCAUUAGCAGCUUUACUUGUUUCUUGGAAUAUAUAUCCAUCAUCUAUAAUAUCACAUAGUGCUGGUGAUCAAGCAGCUGC
This is a messenger RNA of Adineta steineri, 284 nucleotides long. The record is from the annotation of a GenBank genome assembly. NCBI's taxonomy places the organism in Eukaryota, Metazoa, Rotifera, Eurotatoria, Adinetida, Adinetidae.